AUGGGUACUUUAAAAAAUUCUGGUUGCCCAACGCAGACAUAUCAAAUUGCGAUCUGCCAAAAUAUGGCGAGAAAACAAGGAAUAAUUCAGGGCAUGCUUACUAAUGAAAUGAUUCGUAUGUUUGAUUAUUGCAAUAAUGAAUUAGAUUUUCGUAACAUUGACUAUUUGGCUUGCACGGAAAUCAGAGCAGCCAACUUAGCUCAUUGCUCGCUUUUGAGCGCCGUGAUGCAAGGUGAUACUUCGCUGUUUAACAUUAAACAGGCGCAUCAGAAUUGUGUUAAAACCAAAGCUUUGGCUUCCGUUUUGUCUGUGCGUAAUGUAUCACGUCAAGCUGUCACUGAAGCAAUGGAAAGAGUCUUCCAUAGAUGUUAUAAUGAUUUGGAAUCUAUUGGGCGUAAUUCUCCAGACAAGCAUACAGCUUACAUGGAAGGACCUAUAUAGGGUGAUAAUGUUCAUUAA
Glossina fuscipes is the source of this 459-nucleotide messenger RNA. Its product is annotated as mitochondrial inner membrane protease ATP23 homolog. The transcript is spliced from 2 exons. The record is from RefSeq and is a predicted model, not a curated record. Gene Ontology annotation, molecular function: metalloendopeptidase activity. Gene Ontology annotation, biological process: mitochondrial proton-transporting ATP synthase complex assembly; mitochondrial protein processing. Lineage: Eukaryota; Metazoa; Arthropoda; Insecta; Diptera; Glossinidae. Gene Ontology annotation, cellular component: extrinsic component of mitochondrial inner membrane.